Messenger RNA from Paramecium octaurelia, 147 nucleotides. The record is from the annotation of a GenBank genome assembly. NCBI's taxonomy places the organism in Eukaryota, Ciliophora, Oligohymenophorea, Peniculida, Parameciidae.
AUGUAACCCAAUCAUAAAAUUACUCCCAACAAUCCAUUUUACACAGACACUUAUCCUUAGACCAUCUUAGUGAAGGAUAGGUAAUAACCUCCCAAAACCCGCUAUGACAGGUAAUCAACCCAUCAUAAGAGGCAAAGGUAAACAUGA